AUGUGCAAAGUGCGUUAUAAAUGGUACCGCGGCCACUGCGGCAUCAGUGGUUGUGGGCACACAGAAGCAGUGUGGAUCGAACGCUGCAAAGCAGCGAAUGCCCGUGAGAGGCGAGUACCUUGCCCGAAUCCACGUCCUGUCCUCCGUAUCACCGAGGCUUUUGCGAUGGGUCUUUGUCGUCCCUGUCUUGGUUGGGCUGUGUUGAUUCCGGGAGCUCCUGAACUGCUUGAUCCUGAGCGGGUUGAUAGGCCUCGUCGGCAACGCUAA
Molecule: messenger RNA, 267 nt
Organism: Penicillium mononematosum
Lineage: Eukaryota; Fungi; Ascomycota; Eurotiomycetes; Eurotiales; Aspergillaceae
Exons: 1
Coding region: 1-267 (88 amino acids)
Source: RefSeq, a predicted model, not a curated record